AUGCGUUUCUCCAGCAUCAUCGUCGCGGCCUUUGCUGCCUUCGCCACCGCUGCGCCCACGGCCGUCGAGACCCGCAACAACGUUGACCUCAGCAAGCUCAACAACCUCCAGAGCUUCAAUAACCUGGACCUGAACUACCUCCUGGCCCUCAACAGCCUCAACCUCGGCCAGCUCGGUCAGCUUGGCCAGAUCAACAACCUCAACCUUGCCGCUUUCCAGGGACUCUUCGCUUCUCAGAACUUCGACCUCAACUCUCUGCUCCAGCUGCAGCAGCUGUCCACUCUUCUCGCCAUCCAGCAGCAGGGUAUCUUCAACAACAACGUGAACCUGGCACAGCUGAACCUCGGCAACCUGAACUUUGGCCUGAUCCAGAACAUUGGUGGCGUCAACCUCGGCCAGUUCAUCGACCAGAGCCUGGUUGGUCAAAUUACCCAGAUCGUCGACCAGUCUUCCAAUGCCAAGAACAACUGGUGCCUGGCCGGUGCCAACCAUGGAUGA
Colletotrichum spaethianum is the source of this 498-nucleotide messenger RNA. RefSeq lists its product as uncharacterized. Lineage: Eukaryota; Fungi; Ascomycota; Sordariomycetes; Glomerellales; Glomerellaceae. The record is from RefSeq and is a predicted model, not a curated record. Bases 1 to 498 code for a protein of 165 amino acids. The transcript is spliced from 2 exons.